Molecule: messenger RNA, 357 nt
Organism: Trichoderma gamsii
Lineage: Eukaryota; Fungi; Ascomycota; Sordariomycetes; Hypocreales; Hypocreaceae
Product: prefoldin subunit 1
Exons: 3
Coding region: 1-357 (118 amino acids)
Biological process (GO): protein folding
Cellular component (GO): prefoldin complex; cytoplasm
Molecular function (GO): protein folding chaperone
Source: RefSeq, a predicted model, not a curated record
AUGUCUAUAUCCAAUGAAGCUCUGCAGAAGCUGGCGCUCGAGAUCGAGACCCAGGCCAUUGCAGCACAGCAGCAGAUUGGCAUGGUCCGAAGCCAAAUAGCAGGCAAGCAGCGAGAGCAACGUCUACUCCGGUUAACGAUGAGCGAGCUGCAGAGCUUUGCAAGCAACUCAGUCGUUUACGAGGGCGUGGGGAAGAUGUUUGUUUCUCUUCCCCCCAAUACCCUGAACGAGAAAUUACAGCGCCAGAUGCAGGAUCUUGAUGGGGAUGUUGAUAAACUGAACCAAAGAUUGUUGUAUCUCGAGACAACCCAGAAGAAUAGCCGAGAGCAUAUUGAAAAGAUACUACGUGCCAAUUAA